Molecule: messenger RNA, 738 nt
Organism: Argentina anserina (silverweed cinquefoil)
Lineage: Eukaryota; Viridiplantae; Streptophyta; Magnoliopsida; Rosales; Rosaceae
Exons: 6
Coding region: 78-584 (168 amino acids)
Biological process (GO): positive regulation of proteasomal ubiquitin-dependent protein catabolic process
Cellular component (GO): Cul4-RING E3 ubiquitin ligase complex
Source: RefSeq, a predicted model, not a curated record
CGGAGGCACAAACCCGCGACACUCCAACACACAAGGGCUUUGUGGACUCCUCAAAUCCGUAGGGUUCUUCAACCGCCAUGGAGCCCUUCUCUUCUCCGCCGUCCGAUUCCAAUCCUACGGCUUCCGGCGCUUCUAUUUCCCUCCAAAACCUCCCCUCCCGCGGCCUCUUCUCCGCCCCCGUUCUCUCUCUUAAUCCGGGUAGGAUGCGUGUUUGUGUUUGUGAGUAUGAGACAUCACUUCCAGAGGAUGAACAUAUAAAGACAAAUCAACAGAACAUAUUGAUCAGAUCGCUUAAGCUUAAGAAACAGAAGGAGAAGGUUGAUUCCAGUUCAAAGGAUAUGAAGGUUGCAGGGGCAGCUGAGGGCUUAAGAAAGAGGGUUGCUGAAAGAGGUUUGGAUCACCGGGCGCCAGCUAAGAAAGCCACUAUGCAACCUCGAUUAGAGGAAUCCAGCAGUCAAGCAGCUAAUAGGGACUUUCAGGGAUUAACUGUAGAGAGGCUCCGUGCCCUUCUGAAGGCCAAAGGUCUUUCUGUAAAGGGAAAGAAGGACGAAUUGAUUGCAAGGCUGAGAAGUUCAAGUGGUUGAGCAUAGUCAAUAGUUCAGAUGGGGCAACAGUUCUGCUAUGUAUCAGUGAUGGGGAAGAAAAGUAACUACAGUUCUUUGUUAUGUAAACUAGGAAUGAUGUAAGCUGGAAUUAUAACUAGAAAUGGCUAUGUGAUGGAAAAUCGAGGCCUUGGGA